Rhodamnia argentea is the source of this 1525-nucleotide messenger RNA. RefSeq names its product serine/threonine-protein phosphatase PP2A-2 catalytic subunit. The transcript is spliced from 11 exons. The coding region runs from base 221 to 1162 and encodes 313 amino acids. Gene Ontology annotation, biological process: peptidyl-serine dephosphorylation; mitotic cell cycle. Gene Ontology annotation, cellular component: cytosol. The record is from RefSeq and is a predicted model, not a curated record. NCBI's taxonomy places the organism in Eukaryota, Viridiplantae, Streptophyta, Magnoliopsida, Myrtales, Myrtaceae. Gene Ontology annotation, molecular function: protein serine/threonine phosphatase activity.
GGAGCUCUCUAAACAUUGAUUUCUUCUUCCCCCCCUCUCUCUCUCUCUGUCUCUCUCUUCGUGUUGUCGCUGGCUAGCGAUUGGGAGGAGGAACAAGAAGAAGCCCAAGAGGAGGUGAAAUUUUUGGGGGGGUUUGUGGGCGAAAUUAGGGUUUGGCGGGGGAGUUUCGUUGGGGGGCGAUCCGUAGAUCUGAGGUUGGGGGAGUUGGAAGUGGGAGAAGAUGAGCUUGGAUUCGGUUCCUUCCAAUUCACAUGGCAACCUCGAUGAGCAGAUUUCUCAGCUCAUGCAGUGCAAACCAUUGUCGGAGCAAGAGGUAAGGGUUCUAUGCGAGAAGGCUAAAGAAAUAUUAAUGGAGGAGAGCAAUGUUCAGCCUGUAAAAAGCCCUGUCACAAUAUGUGGUGAUAUUCAUGGGCAAUUUCAUGAUCUUGCAGAGCUUUUCCGCAUUGGAGGAAAGUGCCCGGAUACGAAUUACUUAUUUAUGGGAGAUUAUGUUGAUCGUGGAUAUUAUUCGGUCGAAACUGUUACACUCCUGGUCGCUCUGAAAGUGCGAUAUCCACAGCGAAUUACCAUUUUAAGAGGAAAUCACGAAAGCCGUCAGAUCACUCAAGUUUAUGGGUUUUAUGAUGAAUGCCUUCGAAAAUAUGGCAAUGCUAAUGUCUGGAAGAUUUUUACCGAUCUCUUUGACUACUUUCCGCUGACAGCACUGGUUGAGUCGGAAAUAUUUUGCCUACAUGGUGGAUUGUCACCAUCUAUCGAAACCCUUGACAACAUUCGGAAUUUUGAUCGUGUGCAAGAAGUUCCUCAUGAGGGGCCCAUGUGCGAUCUAUUGUGGUCCGACCCUGAUGACCGUUGUGGUUGGGGUAUCUCACCCAGAGGAGCUGGAUAUACCUUUGGCCAGGAUAUAUCCGAGCAAUUUAAUCACUCCAACAAUUUGAAGCUCAUUGCUAGAGCUCAUCAGUUGGUUAUGGAAGGUUAUAACUGGAGCCAUGAACAAAAAGUGGUCACCAUAUUCAGUGCGCCUAACUAUUGUUAUCGUUGUGGAAACAUGGCAUCCAUCCUCGAAGUAGAUGAUUGUAAAGAGCACACAUUCAUUCAGUUUGAGCCUGCUCCUAGGAGAGGAGAGCCGGAUGUAACCCGUAGAACACCUGAUUACUUCCUGUGACAUAUUUGCAUUGAGAAGCUAAGCUUAUCGUGGUCUUCGCUCGUGGGCUUUCAUAUACUAGGGUGUUCUUGAUUGUCUUUUGGCGCGAUGACACGCAUGCAUCUUGGAGGUUGGAGAAGAUGCCGCAGCAGGGGCUCACAUUUUGUAUCAGUGCCUUUAGAUUUCAAGUUUCUGUGAGAAUUGUGCGUUAGAGGCUGUCGAAGAGUGGCAUAUGUAGCAUUUCCAGGGAACAAUGUGGCACCCUAAGUUUUCUUUUUUGUAGUUCUCAUUAUAUUUUUCUUCUUUCUCCCUUUUUGUCGUUCUGUAGAAUUUACACUAGAGGACGUCGGAGCUUGUAGAGGGAUGACUUGACUUCUCUUAUAA